Prunus persica (peach) is the source of this 1112-nucleotide messenger RNA. RefSeq lists its product as uncharacterized. NCBI's taxonomy places the organism in Eukaryota, Viridiplantae, Streptophyta, Magnoliopsida, Rosales, Rosaceae. The transcript is spliced from 3 exons. The coding region runs from base 81 to 956 and encodes 291 amino acids. The record is from RefSeq and is a predicted model, not a curated record.
AAUUCGGACUUUUCUCUUUAGGUAAAAGUUUCUAGCCACAAAAAGUUGUUUGGGUUUGGCAGAAGAAAAAGAAAAAAAACAUGAGCGGAGACGAGAGCUUGGUGGAAGCGGCGCUCCGAGUUUUGAACACUGCGGACCCGUUCGAGAAGGCCCGAGUUGGCGACUCGGUGGCGGCUCAGUGGCUCGGAGGGGCCAUCACUCGCGCCUACGACGCUUCCGUGGACCUUCCCGUACCGGAUCGUCCUGCCAGGCUCAGCAACGUGAAGUUGGUGGCGCCGGGGCUGAUGCCGAAGCUGGGAAAAGGCGGGAGCUUGCAGAGCAGGCAGGCCAUAGUGCAUAGCCUCGCGCACACUGAGAGUUGGGCUAUUGACUUGUCUUGGGACAUAAUUGCUAGGUUUGGGAAGCAAGAGGCAAUGCCGAGUGAGUUCUUCACGGAUUUCGUAAAGGUGGCUCAGGACGAAGGCCGUCACUUCACUCUCCUCGCAGCUCGGCUUGAGGAGAUGGGUUCUUUCUAUGGAGCAUUGCCGGCUCACGAUGGCCUCUGGGCCUCUGCCGCUGCCACUUCCAAAGACCUAACCGCACGCCUGGCUGUCGAGCAUUGCGUGCAUGAGGCAAGAGGGCUGGAUGUGCUGCCAACAACCAUCUCCCGGUUCCGAAAAGGAGGCGACGACACAACAGCUGAUUUGCUAGAGAGCGUGGUUUACCCUGAAGAAAUAACCCACUGUGCUGCUGGAGUGAAGUGGUUCAAGUAUCUUUGCAUGAGGCUGGUGUCUGAUGAGGAAGAAGAUGAAGUGAUUAAAAAGUUUCAUGCCAUUGUGAGGACGUAUUUCAGGGGCCCUUUGAAGCCUCCUUUCAAUGAAGAGGCGAGGAAAGCUGCUGGGUUUGGGCCUCGUUGGUAUGAGCCUCUUGCUGUCAAAGAGCAAGGCACCAACCCUACCCAGCAUGAGGGAGCAUGAAGGGCAUGACCAUCAUCACCAUUGUUGAAGCAAUAAAAUAUCCUUUUCUUUUCUUUUUUCACGUGUGGUUUGAUAUCUUCAAAUUAGCGAGAUUAAGAAUUAAAAUACUAAUACAAUUGAAAAGAAAAUUAGAUCCAAUACAUAUAAUAUUCGGUU